GACCAGAGACGAAGCAAAGAAAAGUCUGCUCUCAGACUUCAGUCUGUGCUGCAGAUCUCAAUUACACAUAGCCUCUGGGUCUCUGCUACUGUUUACUUGUUUGUUGUUUCUGUCUGUCUGUCUGUUUGUUUGUCUGUUUGUUUCUGUCUGUCUGUUCAUUUUCUUGUUUGUUUGUUUGUUUGUUCGUUCAUUCGUUCCUGUCAGUUUCUCUGUGUCUGUUUGUCAGGAUGGCGUCAUUUGGAUGUGUAUCAUUGAUUCUUGUGUUCCUGCUGGAGAUGGGCUCUCUGCGCUCUGACCACACGGAUUCUCUCCAUCAGGUUCUGUCUGAGUUUGGACUUGUUCGUCCAGUCAGGACUGACUCAGAAGGUCGCUUCCUGUCAGUCUCAGUCUCCUCCCACCACCUGCCCCGCCGAAAAAGACACACCCACCAGCCAGGGGGAGAUCCCUCUUUGAUGGGUCAGGGCACCGCAUCCAAGGAGGUGGAGCUUUUCUACAAUGUGACAGUGUUUGGUCAGAAUCUACAUCUGCACCUGCACCUCAGCUCUCGGCUCGUGGCUCCCACUGCCACCAUGGACUGGGAGGAGGGAGGACACAUUCGCUCGGGGCCAAUAGGAGACACCAGCUGCUUUUACACAGGGCAAGUGUCCAACAUGGAGGACACGUCUGUCGCCAUCAGCAACUGUGACGGUCUGGCUGGAAUGAUCCGAACGAGUCAGGACAAGUUUUUCAUUGAGCCACUGGAUCGCCAAUGGGCAGGAGGCGAGCAUGAAGAAAGACAACACAUUGUUUAUCGUUCCUCAGCUGUCAUCAAGAAACCACAGGCUGUCAAUCACAAGGAAGCCAUCAAUCAAACUGCUGACGACUUCCUCCGCGGUCCUCUUUUAGGUUCCCUGGACUUGAACCAGAAUAUGUUUGAGUCAGGAUCUGGCUCAACACGGCGACGCCGCUACAUUGAGGAGGCUGAAACGUUCAAUAUUGAGGUUUUAUUAGCAGUGGAUUAUUCUGUUCUUCUUUUCCAUGGACGAGACCACAUCCAGAAAUACCUUCUGACACUGAUGAACAUAGUGAAUGAGAUCUAUCAGGAUCACUCUCUGGGCGCCAACGUCAACAUUGUCUUGGCCAGAAUUGUAAUGUUGUCUUCUACAAAGUCCCAGGAGCUGAUCUCUGUGUGGAACCCCCAGAAGAGUCUGGAGAAUGUUUGCGGCUGGUCGUAUCUGCAGCAGAGAGAGCAGAGUCAAGCCGAGCAGCACGACCACACCAUCUACCUGACCAGGCAGGAGUUCGGUGCAAAUGGCAUGCAGGGCUAUGCUCCAGUAACAGGAAUGUGCCAGUUACAUCGGAGCUGCGUCCUUGUCUUUGAAGAUGGAUUUUCCUCGGCCUUCGUAGCUGCACAUGAAACAGGACACGUGUUGGGCAUGGAGCAUGAUGGGGAGGCGAACAACUGUGAGGACGACGUGCUACUGGGCAGUAUCAUGUCUCCACGCGUUCAGGCCACCUUCUAUCGGUACCAUUGGUCGCGGUGCAGCUGGAGGGAGCUACACCAGUACCUGCAUACCUACGACUGCCUGCGUGAUGACCCGUUCCAACAAAACUGGCCGGCUCAGCCUCCCCUGCCAGGAUUUUUAUACACAAUGGACCAACAGUGUCACUUCGACUUUGGAUCAGGAUACAAUCUCUGUACUGCUUAUACAACUCAUGAACCCUGUAAACAGCUGUGGUGCAGCCGUUACGACAAUCCCUACUUCUGUAAGACAAAGAAGGGUCCACCACUCGAUGGAACCAAAUGUGGACCUGGGAAGCACUGUUUUAAAGGCUACUGCAUGAGACUGACGCCUGAUCUCCUGAGACAAGAUGGAAGCUGGGGACCAUGGACUUCAUACGGCAGCUGCUCCAGGACUUGUGGAAGAGGCCUCAGAUAUCGGACAAGACUUUGUGACAACCCAGCUCCAGCCAAUGGGGGACGAACCUGCUUUGGAAACAGCUUUGAGUUUCAGCUGUGCAACCAAGAGGAGUGUCCACCACUCACCGAUUUCAGGGAGGAUCAGUGUAAAAUUUGGAAUCCAGUUUUUGAGCAUGAGGGAGUGAAACAUCACUGGCUGCCCUAUGAACACCCUGAACCCGACCAGCGCUGUCGUCUGUACUGUCAGUCCAAAGAGACGAGGGCGGUGGUCUCCAUGAACAGAGUGGUGCAUGAUGGGACACUGUGCUCCUACAGUGACUCCUUCAGUGUCUGCGUCCGAGGAGAGUGUGAGCAUGUAGGUUGUGAUGGACAGAUUGCUUCAGACAAGCAGGAGGAUCGUUGUGGAGUCUGUGGAGGAGAUAAUGUGAACUGUAAGAUCAUCAAAGGGAACUUCACUCGAAGCGCCAAGAAACAAGGUUAUCUGAAGAUCCUGGAAAUCCCCAAAGGAGCCAGACACCUGCUAAUUCAGGAGGCCAAAGGAACUCCUCAUGUCCUGGCACUAAAGAACCAGGACACAGGUCACUUCUUCCUUAAUAAUGGGGACAACCUACCAGAAUCACAGGUCUUGAUAGAGAAGGGCGUGGCUUGGGACUACAGCACGACUGAGGAGCAGGAGUUCAUCCAAACCACCGGACCACUACAGUACAGUGUUCUGCUCAUGGUCCGUCCUCAUGGUGAUUCCAAGAUAACAGUAUCCUAUAAGUACACCAUCCAGGACCGUCUCCGGACCUCACUGGAGUCCAACAUGGUGCAGGAGGAGGCUAUCUUCUACGAGUGGGCUCUAAAGAAGUGGUCGCAUUGCUCCAAACCCUGUGGAGGAGGAAAACAAUACACCAGGUUCGGCUGCAGGAGGAAGGCUGAUGGGAAAAUGGUUCACAGAAUGUUCUGCUCCAGCAUCAAGAAGCCAAGAGCCAUCGCUCGCAACUGCAACACUGGCGCCUGCAGUUUACCCCGCUGGGUGACGGGGGGCUGGGGUGACUGCAGCGCCACCUGUGGCCAGACUGGGUGGCAGCGUCGCUGGGUGAGCUGUCAGCAAGGUUCGAGCAGGGGAGCCCAGCAGCGGCCGGUGAACAUCAAGCUCUGUGGCCAUGAGCGACCCGAAGCCAAACAAGCCUGCAACCGUGUUCCCUGCCCUCCUGCCUGGCGUGCUGGACCGUGGACCCCGUGUUCGGUCUCAUGUGGACCUGGGACUCAGGAGCGUCAGGUUGCAUGCUUAGGUCCUGGAGAUUCACCUGGAAACUGCAGUGAACCUGGACCACGGACAACCAGGGCCUGCCAGUCUCCACCCUGCAGCAGUAGGCGUGACCAGAAGACUAUCAUCCAGUGGCUGUCCAGGACCAACACAAACUUCUCAGCUCCAGACACCUCCAGCAAGCAACGUUGCCGUGGUGAUCGGUCUGUGUUUUGUCGGAUGGAGGCCUUGAGCCGUUACUGCUUCAUUCCUGGUUAUUGGCAGAUGUGUUGCAAGUCCUGCAGCAAAGAAAACUUUAGCUACUCUGACAAGUUGAGCGACUUCAGCAGCACGUUCUCACCAAGCAGGAGCAGCAGUUCCUGGAAUGUGUCCACGGAGUCACUGGCAUCUGUGGCUACAUCGACCCGCUCAGACAGCAACCACAUCAUCAAAGAAAUAGUCAGCUCUUCCCUUCCCAGCUUUACAGUGCCUCCAUCCCCCAGCAGCGGUGGCACACAGGGAUUUGUUUACGUGGAAUAUGAUGACUAUGAGGACUACUCCUCCUAUGAGGAUCUUGUGAUUUCCUCUGAGAAUCAUCAUAUAGUUCAGACUCCAUCUGCCACUGUUCCACUUACCGCUACGACUACAAGACGUCCAAGAGAAAUUGCUCCACCCCAUUUAUUCAAGAAGAAAACUGCCACUCCCACAAAGACUCCAAGUCAUACUCCAUCACCAGUUUGGGCAUUUGCAAUUCCAACUGAUGUCAAGGACAUCAUCACUACCACAGAACCUGUAGGGCAGAGCUCUCAAACCAGAGUCAGUCUGACAGAAAAGCCUCCUCCGCCCACAUCUUCAACCUCCUUCAUCCCACUGCAGAAGGACAACAACUCAGUGGACGAGGUGCUGUACCGAAUUGUAGGAGUGGACUCUGACUCCAUGAGAGGACAGCAGCACUUUGUGCCGCGUAUGCCACCGUUCCGGGAGCGAACACAAAACAAACGCAUCCAAGAACUGUUGAACGAAAAGCGACGGCAGGAUGUUCUGAGGAGAUCCAGCAGGAGCAGAAAGAGCAGGACUGACAGCAGGCAAACCGGCUAAAUAAUGCAACAAUUCAGCUGCAGGUGGUUGAGUUUUGCAUUGCAUGUGCAGCUUUCCCAAUUUCGGUUAACACUACAGGACUUUUGACGAGAAACAGUGCUCACUAAUGAUAUACACAGCUGAUGACUUUCACUUUCAUUAUGAAUGUUUAAAGUCUGUUCAUCAAGGUAUGAAGACCUGACCCCAGCACAAACUAAAACCUUCAGAGCACUGGUUGUGUGGUUUCACAUUCCUGAUGUUUGUACCCAAUAAUCACGAUUGUAAAUAAAGCAGUAAAUAAAGUGUUGAGUCAUCAA
This is a messenger RNA of Betta splendens (Siamese fighting fish), 4525 nucleotides long. RefSeq names its product A disintegrin and metalloproteinase with thrombospondin motifs 2-like. NCBI's taxonomy places the organism in Eukaryota, Metazoa, Chordata, Actinopteri, Anabantiformes, Osphronemidae. The transcript has 25 exons. Gene Ontology annotation, biological process: extracellular matrix organization; proteolysis. Bases 228 to 4229 code for a protein of 1333 amino acids. Gene Ontology annotation, cellular component: extracellular matrix. The record is from RefSeq and is a predicted model, not a curated record. Gene Ontology annotation, molecular function: metalloendopeptidase activity.